CCAGAGGCCAAGCAAACCCCGUGGAGUCGUGGGCUGGAGCCACUCUCGAACCAUCACGGACGCAGAUCCAUAUGGGUCCUCUCUUCGGCCUUCGCUCCCCUGCUCCGCAAAUAUUUAUGGCAGGAUGGCUAGCUUCGGCGACAGACAGCGAAGCAGAGCCAGUUCUUGCAGAGACCCUGCUGGUUGCUGGUGGUAAUAUUGCCUUCGCCAUUAAUACCUGCGCCCCAGAGGGUCGUUUACUUUUCUGACAAAAUACUCCGCUAAAAGAAAGGACCUUCUCUUGAGGCCCCUGCUCUUCGAGAGAGAGAGAGAGGGGAAUUUAUUGUGUCUGAGUGUUAUUAAUAUUCAUUGGGAGAGUUGGGUCGGCGUAGAACGAGGAACAUCAUCAAAUGCAGAAUUAAAGCUCGUGAUUGAGUCACGCACUGGUGCAUAUACAUACAUGCAGAGAGAUGGGGACAUUUGCAAUGGGUGGUAUAAUCGGCGCCGCUGCUAAUUCAAGAUGAAGAAGACGAAGAAGCAGUUGUACAGACGAAGAAGCUGUUGCACAGGCGAAGGAGAUGCUAACUCUUGCAGGAAUGGUCGCGGAGGCAGUUCUACUCUGGCUGCUACUGCAGUCGGCUUCUGCGCAGCACGUGCGCCUGAGUUCCAAAACGGAAUGGUCGGCGUUGUUGGAGCUCCGGUCGUCGUUGGGUCUCCGGGCCAAGUACUGGCCGAGAAAGGUCGACCCGUGCUCCUCCUGGGUCGGCGUCGACUGCCGAAACGGCCGAGUCGUCGGCAUCAACGUAUCCGGAUUGAGGCGGACUCGCGCCGGGAGCGCGAAUCCCGGGUUCUCCGUCGACGCUCUUGUCAAUUUCAAUCUUCUAGCUUCCUUUAAUUCCUCUGGCUUUGCACUGUCGGGGUCUAUUCCGGACUGGUUCGGCAAUCGUCUCAGUGCCCUCGAAGUGCUUGAUCUUCGGUCUAGCCGAGUGACCGGUCCAAUUCCGCCGUCGCUAGGCAAUUUGAGCAGCCUCAAUUCUUUGUAUCUAUCUGGUAAUUCUCUUACUGGGUCGAUUCCUCCUUCAUUGGGACAAUUAUCUGCGCUCUCGUUUCUUGAUCUCGCGGGGAAUUUACUUACUGGGUCGAUUCCUGCUGCAUUAUCAUCUCUUCGCAACCUUACUCAUCUCAACCUUUCUUCCAAUUACCUUUCUGGGUCGAUUCCUCCAGGUUUGGGCACUCUUUCUAUGCUUAAGUUCUUGUACCUUUCCAACAACAGCCUCGGUGCUUCUAUUCCUGAGGAGCUGGGUAAACUUUCUCGAUUGAUUGAGCUUGAAAUCGGCGAAAAUUUUUUGUCCGGUUCGUUGCCGGCGGAGUUGAGAGGAUUGAGGAGGUUGGAGAAAAUGGAAAUUGGGAAUAAUUUUUUGGAGGGUCCUUUUCCGGAUGAUUUAUUUCCAAGUCUUACCCAGCUGCAGUUUGUGGCUCUGCGUGAGAAUAAGUUUGAUGGUGCUCUUCCUGAUGCAUUGUGGAUGAAGCCCGAUUUACGGUUCCUUGAUGUAUCCGGCAAUAAUUUCACGGGCAUUUUGCCAAAUCUCAAUUCAAGUGUUAAAACCAUUGAUGCAGUGAUUAACCUCUCAGACAAUAUGUUUUAUGGAGGUCUGGUCUCUUCACUGGGGAAUUUCAGUACAAUUUAUUUGUCUGGCAACUAUUUCCAAGGUGAAGUUCCGAGUGCUUGGGAAAACAACGCUACUGUUAUAAAAAAUUGCCUUAGGAGUGUCCCGGAACAGAGGAGUUUGGAGGAGUGUAGGCUGUUCUAUGCUGAGAGAAACUUAACUUUUGACAAUUUUGGAGAGCCAGAUAGGCCUCCACCAGAAUCUCCCCAAAAGAGCAGUAAAAGAUGGGUGUUCAUAUUGGUAGGAGUAUUUGGUGGGCUUGGGUUUCUUAUGCUUCUGGUAUUGGUGCUAAUUCUGCUAUUAAGAAUACACAACGGAGACAAUGCAACUCAAAGAGGGACUGCGAACGUGAGGCCUGAUCCAGAAGAAGAUGCCAUGCCACCUGCUAAAGCUUCUAUUGAUUUAUUGGGUGUGGGAGAACGAUUUACGUAUGAACAGAUGCUCCACUCAACGGGCAAUUUUAGCGAUGCAAACCUUAUCAAACAUGGCCACUCUGGGGACCUCUUCAGGGGGAAUUUGGAAGAUGGGAUUCCUGUAGUAAUCAAGCGGGUUGAUUUGCAUUUCUUUAAGAAAGACUCUUGCAUGUUGGAAUUGGAUUUGUUUAGCAAGGUUUCACAUACAAGAUUGGUUCCACUCUUAGGACACUGCUUGGAACAUGAGACACAGAAGUUCUUAGUUUACAAAUAUAUGCCAAAUAGAGAUCUGUCCAAUUCUUUACACAGGCCUACCAGUUUGGAAGAUGAUGGUUUGCAGUCUCUGGAUUGGAUUACAAGAUUAAAAAUUGCAAUAGGAGCUGCAGAAAGCUUAUCUUACCUACACCAUGAGUGCACACCUCCCCUUGUUCACAGAGAUGUUCAAGCAAGCAGUAUCCUUCUCGACGAUAAAUUUGAAGUACGGCUUGGAAGCUUGAGUGAAGUUUGCAUUCAAGAAGGAGAAUCUUUUCCAAGUAUGAUCACCAAGAUGUUGCGGAUGCCACCGACUUCUGAACAAGGCCCCUCUGACCCGUCAUCAGGUUCUUGUGCGUAUGAUGUGUACUGUUUUGGGAAGGUCUUACUCGAGCUUAUUACGGGUAAUCUUGGAAUCAGCAGUUCAGAUGAUAUGACAAUGAAAGAGUGGUUAGAACAUACGCUGCCUUACAUCAGUAUAUAUGAAAAGGAACUAGUGGUUAAGAUUGUUGAUCCAUCUCUAAUUGUGGAUGAUGAUCUAUUGGAAGAGGUAUGGGCCAUGGCAAUCGUCGCCCGGUCCUGCCUUAAUCCCAAGCCCUCUAAACGGCCUUUAAUGAGAUAUAUUCUCAGAGCAUUGGAAAAUCCUUUGAAAGUGGUGAGAGAAGAGAAUUCAAACUCUGCAAGACUUAGAACAGCUUCAUCUAGGAAGUCAUGGAGCACUGCAUUCUUCGGCAGUUGGCGACAGAAUUCAUUAGAAAGUUCCACCGUUCCAUUUCAAACAAACAGAGAGGCUGCUGGUGGCUUAAAACAGUUGGCAAGAGGAGGCUCCCAGAGCGCUGGUGCAAAUGAAGUCUCCUCUUCUAAUAAAAGGUUAUCUAAUGAGAUUUUCCCUGAGCCAACUGAAAUGACAGACGCCGGCGGGAGACAAGAUGCACAACAACACACAGGUCAUUUGUGAUAAUUUGAUUUCUUUGUUCUUAAUAGUGUUUCAGCCUUCUGCUUGGAGUGCUUGCUUGAUGAUGCCCCAACUUACUUUGCCAGCCCCUUAAUGGGAUUUCCAGCACACGCUAAAUAUUGAGGGUUUAUUCAAGUAUUUAUAAAGAACAGUGAAUCAUGAAUCAUCCUCCAGAGGAUUUACCAAGGCAAACCUAGCGCUAAAGGCAUUAUUUGAGGAUCUUAUUCUUUCAGCUGAGAGAAAAUUACUCAAGUUGCUCUUUUGUGAUUAUGUGCACGUUCGCGUGCAUGGGUGAGAGAGAGAGAGAGUCCUUUAGGAUUGAUUUUUAUUUUUUGAGAGUUUGUUGAUUGUCAAGGGCAAGCUGCAGUGUUUACCUGCAGUUGUUUCUUACAGAUCCCAUUCUUGGAAUGUAAAUUGUACAUUAAAAGAAGGGCUUUGUGCCACAAUUCUUCA
Malania oleifera is the source of this 3719-nucleotide messenger RNA. Its product is annotated as probable LRR receptor-like serine/threonine-protein kinase At2g16250. The record is from RefSeq and is a predicted model, not a curated record. Gene Ontology annotation, cellular component: plasma membrane. NCBI's taxonomy places the organism in Eukaryota, Viridiplantae, Streptophyta, Magnoliopsida, Santalales, Ximeniaceae. Gene Ontology annotation, molecular function: protein kinase activity; protein binding; ATP binding. Gene Ontology annotation, biological process: protein phosphorylation. The coding region runs from base 558 to 3269 and encodes 903 amino acids. The transcript is spliced from 5 exons.